Asparagus officinalis (garden asparagus) is the source of this 1491-nucleotide messenger RNA. Its product is annotated as putative MO25-like protein At5g47540. NCBI's taxonomy places the organism in Eukaryota, Viridiplantae, Streptophyta, Magnoliopsida, Asparagales, Asparagaceae. Gene Ontology annotation, molecular function: protein serine/threonine kinase activator activity. The record is from RefSeq and is a predicted model, not a curated record. Gene Ontology annotation, biological process: intracellular signal transduction. Bases 121 to 1296 code for a protein of 391 amino acids. The transcript is spliced from 11 exons.
AUGCAACGACAAAAUCUAAUCAAAACUGACUUAAUCCCAUCAUUAUCCUAUAACUUACCAAAUUUGAACAUAUAAUAAGACUAUUAAUGGGAUUAAAAUCUCCCAGUUUUCGCUCUCAGCAUGCUAAAAAUCUCUGCCUCUCCUUUACCCCCUCAUCGUCAUCAUCAUCAUCAGAGCGCGCGACCCAAAUUCUCGAGUGAUCGUAAUCGGCCGGCGGCCGAAACCCUAGGAUUAGGGUUACUGCGGGAUCUCGUGAAAAGGAUCAAAGGGGAGAAGAAGAUGAAGGGGCUUUUCAAGCCGAAACCUCGGACGCCGGUGGAGCUCGUGAGGCAGACGAGGGAGCUUCUGAUUUACCUCGAUCGGAGCCCGGCGGCGGCCUCUAGCUCUAAAGAGAGCAAGCGGGAGGAGAAGAUGGCAGAGCUAAGUAAACUCAUUCGUGAGAUGAAGGAUGUUCUUUAUGGAAAAGGCGAAUCAGAACCGGUUCCUGAAGCCUGUGCACAGUUGACUCAGGAGUUCUUUAGAGAAAAUACUUUCCGCCUGCUAAUUAUAUGCAUUCCUAAACUAAAUCUAGAGGCUUGUAAAGAUGCUACCCAAAUUGUUGCAAAUUUGCAAAGGCAACAAGUUCACUUUCGGCUCAUUGCAUCCGAUUACUUGGAAAAAAAUAAAGAUCUUAUGGAUAUUUUGCUAUCCGGGUAUGAAGAUAUGGAUGUUGCUCUACAUUAUGGCUUUAUGUUGAGGGAGUGCAUUCGGCACCAAAGUAUAGCAAAGUAUGUUUUAGAGUCUGAGCACAUGAAAAAGUUUUUCGAUUAUAUACAAAUUCCAAAUUUUGACAUAGCAUCAGAUGCUUCUUCGACAUUUAAGGAGCUUUUGACGAGACAUAAAUCCACUGUUGCUGAGUUUCUUUCCAGAAACUAUGAUUGGUUCUUUGAAGAAUUUAAUUCGAAGCUGUUGUCAUCUCCCAAUUACAUAACAAGAAGGCAAGCUAUCAAGCUUUUAGGGGAUAUUCUAUUGGAUCGAUCAAAUGCAGCAGUUAUGAUGCGAUAUGUUAGCUCGAAGGAUAACCUUAUGAUCCUAAUGAAUCUUCUCAGGGAAUCUAGUAAGAAUAUCCAGAUAGAGGCAUUUCAUGUAUUCAAGUUGUUUGUUGCAAAUCAAAACAAGCCUCCUGAGAUCAUAACGAUAUUAGUUGCAAACAAGAACAAGCUUCUUCGCCUUUUUAAUGACUUCAAGUUGGAAAAAGAGGACGAACAAUUUGAAGCAGACAAAGCGCAAGUUGUCAAUGAGAUUGCCACGCUGUAACAUGGGAGAGACAACACUAGAACGAAUCCAGCAUGUAAAUUGUUCUCUCUUAAUUGGUCAAUGUCAUGAAUGCAUCGAAAUUAAGUUUCUUGUCUAUCCUCCCUCAUGCUACUUGUACAACAUCUUAGUCCAAUAAAUUUACUGUUUUGAAACUUCCAAUCUGUUUAAAUGAUGGAGGUUUCAUCGUUUUGUAAA